ACGUGGUCUUGUUCAGUAUUGAUUUUUACCUAAAUCCUUCGUAUAGCGUACAUUUAUUAAUACAUGUAGGCUACAUGUUGGCCUAUUUGGGUUACGAUGUAAUCCAUACUGUUUAUUGGGCGUUGCUCAAUAUAUUUGUACAUUAUAUUAAAUUUCUACCUUGUAAUUGAGUUUAUGACGCUGUCGUAAACUUUUUAUCGUGUAGAUAAUUUGUACAGUUUUUGUUACGGUGUCGUAACAGUUUCUAGAUAUUAUCACAAAAUCUUCUACGUAGUAAGCAGAAAAUUGACAGUUCCUGCACAUAUUUUGUGUACGUAGUAUACAAUUUAUACAUGCCGUGCGUAAAUUGAUGACGUAGUGCACAAAUUUACCACAUUUUUUACACAGUAUUGUAAGAUGGCAGAUGCUAUGUUGCAGCAGCAAUCUGUGCAAAAAGAUGCGUCUACGGACGCUACUACAGUUAGUAGACAGCAAGAAGGCUCCUCAAAGGGUGCAGGUACUGUUAGAGCUUCUGAGUCGGGUAAGCCUAGAGGGAAACAACCCGCUAAUCCGUCAAAAACUCCUCUUGUAAAGUUGACCACAGCGACUAAUUCAGAUGCAUUUAAUGCUGAGGCACUGUCCAUUUUAAGACAAAUGAAUGCUAACAUUAAUAAAACAAAUAAGACAGUGGAAGAAUUAACCGGUAGAGUUGAUGCCUUGUAUAAUGAUUUUGAUGGAGGUGACUAUGACUUGUCACAGGGUAAUGGAAUUGAUGACUAUGACGUUCAAGAUUGGGAGCAAGAUGACCAGUAUGCUCCUGAUGAUCAGAGGUCUUUGUCUGGAGAUGAUGAUGACGUUUUCAGUCGAUUUGCAAAGAAAUUUCAGAAGUCGGACUCUGUUGCUCCUGAGGUGUCUGAAAAAUUAGCUACUGUUGUCAACAGUACAUUUAGAGAGGGCAUGUCGGAUGAACAUUUUUGUAAUGUGUCUAAGAACAUUUUAAGCCCAAGUAACUGUGAAGCCCUUAAAGAAACAAGAGUUAAUUCAAGUGUUUGGUCAGUUCUGAAGCCAACCACACAGACAGAGGACUCUAAGAUGCGAGGUAUUCAGAAUAGUAUCGUAAAAGCAGCCUGUAACAUUGUGAAAAUUAUGGAUAAAGGCAGUCAAAUGUUCGAUGAUGAGAUGUUAGUUUGGGGUACUGAUGCAAUUGGUCUUCUAGGACAUGCAAAUCGAUGGAUUAAUAUCUGUAGAAGAGACUUGCCUAAGAGGGAUAUGGAUCCGAAACUACACCACCUUUGUUCACCCAUGGUUCCUUUCACAGACCAACUUUAUGGUGACUCUAUGAUCAAAGAUAUCAAAGAUAUCCAGGAGCUCAAUAAGAUCAGCAGAAAUGUGGUUAGAGGUGGCGGUAGUGGACGCUUUAGAGGUCGUCAGUUUAGAGGCCGUAGGUUUCAACCUUACAGCAGACGAGCACCUUCUGGGCGUAUGAGAUCUGGUACUGGUAGAUCCCGACAAGGGAUGAGAGAUCAGAAGAAGUCUACCACUUUCCAGGCAGCCUAAUUCCUCGUGUGUUGAUGGAGCUGAGAGAGGAUGCAGGCGAGUGUAUUCUUGUAGCUCCUUUGUGGACGACCCAGAGCUGGUUUCCGGCUGUAAUGGAAAUGUUGAUUUCCAGUCCUUACAUUCUUCCGAAGGAACGGAAUUUACUGACGUUACCAGGAACGGUGAAGGUACAUCCUUUGUACAAAAAACUCAUACUGAUGGUUUGUCGCUUAUCAGGAAAACCCUCCAAAAACGAAACAUUUCAGUCAGGUCUACAACAUUAUUAUGGCCUCAUGGAGGUCAGGAACUCAGAAACAAUAUAACAUGCACUUACGAAAGUGGUUUCAGUACUGUAAUCAAGAACAAAUUAAUAGUUUUCAAGCAACUAUAGGUAAUGUUACUUAUUAUUUGACACAUUUAUUUGAACUUGGAUUAACAUACAGUGCUUUGAAUACAGCACGAUCAGCUUUGUCUGCUAUAGGGAUUAUAAUAGAUGGGUUUACAAUUGGAGCUCACCCUCUUGUCAUUAGAUUUUUGAAGGGUGUAUAUAAUUUAAAACCGCCGAAAUCCAGAUACUGUGAUACUUGGAAUGUCUCAGAUGUGUUAAAAUACUUAAAGAUGUUAACUCCUGUCACUGAAAUCAGUUGGAAGUUAUUAACUCUCAAACUAGCAAUGUUAAUAGCAUUAACUACAGCUUCACGUUCCCAAAAUUUACAUUUACUGUCUGUUAGAAACAUGAGGAAGGAAUCCUGUAAAUAUGUUAUGUUUUAUAGUGGUCUGUUAAAGCAUAGUAGAAGGGGUAAGGUUACCCCACAUAUUGAACUUCAUGCAUACACAUUAGACAAUAGAUUAUGUGUGUACAAUACUUUGACUGAGUAUCUAAGUAGAACAAAAGGCCUACGAGGUAAUCAGGAAUGUUUAUUUAUAAGUUACAUUAAACCUUUUGGGCCUGUGUCAAGCAACACAAUAAGCCGCUGGAUUCGCACAGUGAUGUUCAGUUCCGGUAUUGAUUGUAGUAAAUAUAAGGCACAUAGUGUUCGUUCAGCCUCCACUUCCAAAGCAAAUGUUAACAAUGUGCCAAUUAGUGACAUUCUUAAAGUUGCAGGCUGGACAAAUGCAGUAACUUUUGCUCAGUUUUAUAAUAAGACUGUAAAGGAUGCUGGUGCAGAAUUUAGUUCUGCAAUACUGUCUACUACCGAGACUUAGUAAUAUAUUUUACUGUGUCGAACAUACAUAAUAUACUGUUAAGAUGUACAGGACAUUUGUAUGCUGUAAUGCGUCAUGAGUACCAUAAUGAUGCGUGUGAAUAAAAUGACUGUGCUUUCUA
This is a messenger RNA of Mercenaria mercenaria, 2842 nucleotides long. RefSeq lists its product as uncharacterized. The record is from RefSeq and is a predicted model, not a curated record. Lineage: Eukaryota; Metazoa; Mollusca; Bivalvia; Venerida; Veneridae. The transcript is spliced from 2 exons. Bases 397 to 1536 code for a protein of 379 amino acids.